This is a messenger RNA of Triticum dicoccoides, 923 nucleotides long. RefSeq lists its product as uncharacterized. The coding region runs from base 100 to 768 and encodes 222 amino acids. The record is from RefSeq and is a predicted model, not a curated record. NCBI's taxonomy places the organism in Eukaryota, Viridiplantae, Streptophyta, Magnoliopsida, Poales, Poaceae. The transcript has 2 exons.
GACUACCGCUGCAUUGCCGGAUUCCGAUGCCGUCCUGGACAGCAGCCACUUCUCCCUCCUCCCCUUCAUCCUCCGGCCGCCGGAUCCGCGUCGCAGUCCAUGUCAGGCCCUGUGUCAGCUAGCUGUGGGAUCCGCCUCGCCGCCCUCCACCGACCACCAUCCACCGAAUCCCUAUGCAGCUCCACGGGUGCCGCCCCAUCCCUAUGCAACUCGGUGGCUGCCCCCUGUGCAGCUCAGUCGCGGCUCCCGUGCAGCUCGGUUGUGUUCGUCUCUCCUUUCCCCUCACCCACUCCGAUUGGGGGAGCGAGGAGCGGCGGCGGAGGAGCGUUCUCAUGGCAAGGGGAGGUGCAGGCGCAUGGGGCUCCACCGGCGGCAUCUGCAGUUCACUCCAUGCAAGAUGAGCUCGGAAAUGCUCGUGAUGCCGUUCAGAGCUUGUGCCCGUGCAGUACGGCGAGCGCCAUCUCUUCCCAUUGGUCGGUGGACCAUGGCCGUGCAGCUCGGAAAUGCUCGCGAUGCCGUUCAAAGCUUGUGCCCAUGCAGUACGGCGAGCGCCAUCUCUUCCCAUUGGUCGGUGUACCAUGGCCGUGCAGCUCGGAGAUGCUCGCCAUGUGGUUCUGGACUUGUGUGUGUGCAGUCGGGAGAGCGCCAUCUCCAUCUCUUCCCGUGUGGUCCGUCAAUUAUGGUUGUGCAGCUCGCAGACACUCAUCAUUUGAUUCAGGGCUCAUGCGUGUGCAGUCCUGCGAGGGCCAUCUCUUCCCUUGCUCAUAAGGUUCUUUUGAUUCUGUUCUGCUAAUUGAGAUUUUGUUUUCUCGGUUGGUUUUGCUGGUGACAGGGGUUCUGGAGGUACCUUCUGAAGAAGAACCUUGAUGCCUGGUGGCUGCAAGGGUUCCGUUGCGCCGUGUUUGGGAUUGGCGAUUCAGGCU